Messenger RNA from Canis lupus familiaris (dog), 3875 nucleotides. RefSeq names its product myosin light chain kinase 3 (gene MYLK3). The record is from RefSeq and is a predicted model, not a curated record. Bases 205 to 2757 code for a protein of 850 amino acids. Gene Ontology annotation, cellular component: nucleus; cytoplasm. The transcript is spliced from 13 exons. Gene Ontology annotation, molecular function: protein serine/threonine kinase activity; ATP binding. Gene Ontology annotation, biological process: positive regulation of apoptotic process; protein phosphorylation; intracellular signal transduction. Lineage: Eukaryota; Metazoa; Chordata; Mammalia; Carnivora; Canidae.
AAGCUCACUCCGGAGCCCCCGGGCGCCCCUGGAGGCCUCGUGCUGCGCGGGGAUCCCCGAGGCCCCCCGUAAAGCCCAGCUUUGUAGCUCAUUCCUGAGGGGCCCCAUGCCUCCAAGCUCCGGUCCAAGCACCCGAAGCCCUGCCGGCCUGGGCAGAUUGUUAGAAUAUUUGCCCGUCAGCACCCUCUCAGGGAGGAAUGCUAGAUGCUGCCACCAUGUCAAGGGGCCCCAAGGGGAAGGGCCCUGCCAAGCUGUCACUCACGCCGCGGCCGACCCAGAGAUAAGCGGAGGCGAGGGCUCGCAGACGCCGGGCCCCGCGCAACCGUGCGGGCUGGGCUGCGGACUGUGGACGGCAAUGAGCUGCCGGGGCCCCUCGCCCGCGUGAACGCCCGAGGCCGUGGCUUCCGUGACUCAUCGUCCUCGCGCAGCCGCCUCAGGAUGUCGGGAGCCCCCCAGGAGGGUUUGGAGCCCCGGGGGCCACCGGCGGCCGGCAAGGCCUGCCUGACCACCAUGGACACGAAGCUCAACGUGCUGAACGAGAAGGUCGACAAGCUCUUGCACUUCCAAGAAGACGUCACGGAGAAACUGCAGUGUGUGUGCCAGGGCCUGGGCCACCUGGAGCAAGGUCUACACCGGCUGGAGGCCCGUCAGGUCCCGGGCCCCGCUGGGGCCGCCCGCACCCCCGCAGCCGCCGCGCAGGCCGGGUGGCCCGAGGUCCUGGAGCUGGUGAGGGCCGUGCGGCAGGAGGCGGCCCAGCACGGCGCCAGGCUGGAGGCCCUGCUCGGGAUGCUGGUGGCCGUGGACAAGGUGGUGGCCGUGGUGGGGGCCGUGUUCCAGAACUCGAAGGUCGUGGACUUCAUCAUGCAGGGGAGCGUGCCCUGGAGGAAAGGCAGCCUGGCCGACGGCCCCGUGGAGAACAAAGAUCGAGUAGAAGAGAAAGGAGCCAAACCAAAGCAUGCGCUGAGCACCAGAGCCGUGCAGGCCGAGAUCAGGGGGCCCUGGGAAGAGAGCCGGAGGGCGGCCCCGCCGGAGGGCCCAGCGGCCAGGCCGGCGCCCGUCAGCGCCUCGGGGCCAGGAGCAGACGUGUCCACGCAGGCGGAGGCCCUGCGGCGGCAGGAAGAUGCGGUUCCUGGCCCGGGCCCUGAGCCCCCCGGCCUCCUGCCGCUGCCUGAGAGCCCGGGCACCGGCCGGGGAUGGUCUGCAGCAUCCCCUAGGCUCGGGGAGGCCCCCCGCACAGACCAGGGAGCAGCAUUCGGGGGGCCUGACCUGCCACCAGGGCUGCCCAGCCCGGCCCCGGCCACGCAGGCCGCCGGAGAGCCGCCUCCCAGGCUCGCCAUCCACGUGCAGGAGACGGACACGCCCGGGGAGCUGCUUGUGACACGCGCGGCCGGCCUCAGCCCCGCACCCCCCGUGGAGGCCCCGGCUGCGGCCCGUCGGGGGGAGCAGGACCCACCUGGGCCCCCCCUGCGGGCCCCCGCCACCAAGUCAGCAGGCCAGACCCCGAGAGGAGCCGGCGGGAGGCCCCCACCGCGGGAGCGCAGCGACGCCGAGGGGGAGCAGGUGCCCGGGGCCGAGGCCACCGGGGGUCCGAGCGGGGCCGGCGCGGCCAGAGGAGGCGACGCGGGGGCCCCGGACGGGCCGCAGGACCAGGGCUCGGCAGCAGGACAGCCCGAGCCCGGGGAGGACCGCGCAGCUGGAGACCUGGGCAGCCGAGCAGGACGGGGGCCCUCUGGGGCCCAGGCUGGCGCCGUGGUUCUGGAUGACAGCCCAGCCCCACCAGCCCCUUUCGAACACCGGGUGGUGAGCGUCAAGGAGACGUCGACAGCGGCCGGUUACACAGUGUGCCAGCAUGACGUCCUGGGAGGGGGCCGGUUUGGCCAGGUGCACAGGUGCACGGAGAAGUCCACAGGCCUCUCGCUGGCAGCCAAGAUCAUCAAAGUGAAGAGUGCCAAGGACCGGGAGGACGUGAAGAAUGAGGUCAACAUCAUGAACCAGCUCAGCCAUGUGAACCUGAUCCAGCUCUAUGACGCCUUUGAGAGCAAGAACAGCUUUACCCUCGUCAUGGAGUACGUGGACGGGGGUGAACUCUUUGACCGGAUCACAGAGGAGAAAUACCAGCUGACCGAACUGGAUGUGAUCUUGUUCACCAAGCAGAUCUGUGAGGGUGUGCAUUACCUCCAUCAACACUACAUCCUGCACCUGGACCUCAAGCCGGAGAACAUACUGUGUGUCAAUCAGACAGGACAUCAAAUUAAGAUCAUUGACUUCGGGCUGGCCAGAAGGUACAAGCCUCGGGAAAAGCUGAAGGUGAACUUCGGCACUCCAGAGUUCCUGGCCCCGGAAGUUGUCAACUAUGAAUUUGUGUCCUUCCCGACGGACAUGUGGAGCGUGGGGGUCAUUACCUACAUGCUACUCAGCGGUUUGUCCCCGUUUCUAGGGGAAACAGAUGCAGAGACCAUGAAUUUUAUUGUGAACUGUAGCUGGGAUUUUGAUGCUGACACCUUUGAAGGGCUGUCGGAGGAGGCCAAGGACUUUGUUUCCCGCCUGCUCGUCAAAGAGAAGAGCUGCAGGAUGAGUGCCACACAGUGCCUGAAACAUGAGUGGUUGAAUAAUUUGCCUGCCAAAGCUUCAAAAUCCAAAGUUCGUCUCAAAUCCCAAUUACUACUGCAGAAAUACAUGGCUCAGAGGAAAUGGAAGAAACAUUUCUACGUGGUGACUGCUGCCAACAGGCUAAGGAAAUUUCCAACUUGUCCCUAAUUCUCAACUCUGCUGCUCCCGUGGGUCCAGAAGUUAUUGAGACUGGUGGUGAAGUGAUGACUCAAGGUUUUUGAUAAUCCGGUCUUGUACUAAUAUUGAUUCCACUUAUUUGUAAAGGAAGGUUAUGGCUGUUGCCUUCCUCAUGGAUGAAAAGUGGCUGUAAGGAAAGUGACCUACAAAAUUUUUUCUGCCUUCUGAGAUCAUACUAAGUUGAAAUGCGGUGUUUACUUUUCAAGUAUACCUGCUUUGGGUGAUAAGCAUAGGCAUGCUUUAGGUAGGUAGGAAAGCUUCUAUUUCGUAUAUGCCCAAUUUAAAGUCUAGACUUAUUCUGAUUGAAGAACUCAGUAGACUAUUACACGGGGACAUUCAGUGUUAUUCCCUCCAGCACAAAGAAUUCUUAGAACUUGGAUUUGCUCAAGUGUGAGCUGACAUCUUAUUGUACUACCCUGUGCUUGUGGAAAGCAAUGUGGAUUUAGGGCAAUGAUCCCCAAACUUGUUUUAACUUGUGCUUCCUUUUGAGAAUGAAGCCGCACAUCCUUUAAUAUUCUUUGAAACUUCAAAAUAUACCACUUCUCAUGGCUAAAUCAGAACAAUGAUCAUUUUGAAUGUGCUUUUAAAAUCUAUACACACAUCCACCUUCUCCUAAUCGGCCCUGUGCUGCCAUUGGUAGUCUUGGUCCUGAUCUCCCUUCCCUGGUUAUGAAUUUAUGGUCUAGUAAGUUUGGAACUGAUAUGCAAUAUGGAAAAGAGAGAGUGUAAUGAUGUGGGAUGCCUGGGUGGCUCAGUGGUUGAGUGUCUGCCGUUAGCUCAGAUCGUGAUCCCGAGGUCCUAGGAUUGAGUCUCACAUCAGGCUUCCUGCAGGAAGCCUGCUUCUCCCUCUGCCUAUGUCUCUGCCUCUCUCUCUGUCUCUCAUGAACAAAUAAAUAAAAAUGUUUAAAAAAAAGUGUAAUGAUGUGCCGCUGAAAGAAACGCCAAUGAUACAUCAUGAGACAAUAAACUGCUCUGCUACUGCUUUAUUAAGGAUAUACCACUUUUGAUGUUGUCAGUUAACUGACCUAUAAAAUGAAUAACACGAAGUACUUCAUUAUUUGAAAGUAAAGAAUGCUUUUAAUUUCCUCA